Messenger RNA from Emiliania huxleyi CCMP1516, 727 nucleotides. RefSeq lists its product as hypothetical. Bases 1 to 471 code for a protein of 156 amino acids. Lineage: Eukaryota; Haptophyta; Isochrysidales; Noelaerhabdaceae. The record is from RefSeq and is a predicted model, not a curated record. The transcript is spliced from 4 exons.
AUGGCAGCGAGCGAUCCGGCGAGCGAUCCGGUCGAGGCGCCUGCUGUGCUCGAGGCGGCCGCGCCAGGCUUCGCCGCUCGCGCGGCCGCCUCUCUCCGCGCCGAUGGCUUUGUACGCGUCCGCCUCAAGUCCACCGACCUCGCAUCGGCCAUGUAUGAGCGCUGUGCCGCCUUCUUUGACGACCCGGAGGCACCCGGCCGCGAGUUCCUCGAGCUGCACCCGCGUGCCGCCUGCGCCGCCGCCGCGCUGGCCAAAGCGGACGGCCCGGCGGCGGCAGCCCUGCAAGCGGUCGCUGAGUGCGCUGAGGCGUGUCACGCAGUCGCCGUGGCGGUCCUGGAGGAGCUAGCGGCGGAGGGCGGCGAGGGCGGCGAGGGCGGGGCAGCGCUGGCUCAGCUUGUCCAGCUGCCCUGCGGCCGUUUCGAGGCGAUCGAGGAGUCGAUGGCGGCGGACGAGGCGCUUCUCUUCGCCUAGAAGGUUCCGAGAAGGUUCCGAGAAGGUUCCGAGAAGGUUCCAUGCGGACGAGGCGCUUCUCUUCGCCGGCUCGUCCCUCGCCGCGCUGGUGCGGGGCAUCCGGCCGCUGCCGCACAAGGUCGCAGCGCAGGGCAGCGGCCUGCGUCUCUCCGCGCCCUACUUCCUUCGCGCCACGCCGCGCCUCGCGCUAGGCCGCGCCAGCAUGCCGCCCGGCGCUGCGGGCGGGGCAGGCGGCGCGGUGUGCGGCGCGGUGUGC